Cantharellus anzutake is the source of this 693-nucleotide messenger RNA. RefSeq lists its product as uncharacterized. The transcript has a single exon. The coding region runs from base 1 to 693 and encodes 230 amino acids. The record is from RefSeq and is a predicted model, not a curated record. NCBI's taxonomy places the organism in Eukaryota, Fungi, Basidiomycota, Agaricomycetes, Cantharellales, Hydnaceae.
AUGGACAGUAGUGGCCUGACAGAGGAAAUCCAACCAUCCCAACCCUGGGUCACAGAGUCAGCCUCACCUGAGCCCCAACAAACCUGUGAAGCGAAGAUCACCCCAGCAUCUGGCCCUUUUGACAUGCCCGAUGACACCGAAGUCAGUUACAAUGCCUGCCCACUCCCAGCCGACUUCGACUAUAAGGUCCUUGGUAUGCACAGCCCACACCUCCACCUGAACAUAACCGAUGAAGCCUGUGAAGCUUGGAACCAAGCCAAUGAGCAUGCAGUUAUCAUUAUCCCUCUCUACAUGGUGUUCUCCCUCACGAAAAUGCAAGAGGCAAAAGACCAUGCCUCCACCUUCAUUAAAAGAGCAUUCCCAGACUCAGUGGAAACACUUAGCACCAUACCGGCUGCCAAUGCGAUUGAUGCCCAGGGAGAUGACCCCCUCCCCUGGGGUAUCAUGAUUGAUGGCUUGACACUCUGCGAUGCCACAACACUCCUCUACCACCAAUUCUGGCUCUCCAACAUCAGCAAAAGUCCGUUAUGCUCCGGAGCAUCAGGAGUGGCUGGAGCAUGUGGGAGACAAAACAGCAGAUUGGGCACUCCUGGAGCCAAUAGUGUUCUCCUGGGAGGGGGUCCAGGAGUGGCUGGGAGUGGUGAGGAGUAUGCAAUGUGCCAGGAGCAGUGGGAGGAAAAUUUUGGUCUCUAA